Molecule: messenger RNA, 1501 nt
Organism: Vigna radiata var. radiata (mung bean)
Lineage: Eukaryota; Viridiplantae; Streptophyta; Magnoliopsida; Fabales; Fabaceae
Product: 1-aminocyclopropane-1-carboxylate oxidase
Exons: 4
Coding region: 410-1342 (310 amino acids)
Source: RefSeq, a predicted model, not a curated record
GAUUAAAAGUGGUGUUAAGUGUAUCUUUUUCACACUUAUAUAAUUUUUUUUUUCCAAAAAUAAAUCCCAUCAAGCUUGCACUACCUUCUAAGAAAGGAGUAGCAUAACUCCAAAAGGUUCAUGGGAAAAUGCUAGGAAAGUUAUGUUUGCAUUAGCCACCACAAUUGUCCAAGGUAUACCAAAAUAGACAAUUCAACCACGUAAACUGUUUUUGGCGUAUAAUGAUUGGCCUUACUAACUACUGAACAUGCAUCUCAUGAUUCAUGAUCAACACACCAAAAUUUACUUCUUUUGUGUCCUUGCUCUACUCCUUGCUUUCCACUAUAAAUACCACAAAGCUUUGCAUAAACACACACAUUUACACUCUCAAACAUUAAGAUAAAGGAACAAGAGAUUGAAGAAGUGAGAGAUGGAGAACUUCCCAGUGAUCAACCUUGAGAAUAUCAAUGGUGAGGAGAGAAAGGUUGCUCUAGAGAAAAUUGAAGAUGCUUGUGCAAACUGGGGAUUUUUUGAGUUGGUAAAUCAUGGAAUACCCCUUGAACUUUUGGAUACUGUGGAAAGGUUAACGAAAGAGCAUUAUAGGAAAUGCAUGGAGCAAAGGUUCAAGGAGGCAGUGGCAAGCAAGGGGUUGGAGGGUGUCCAAGGUGAAAUAAAGGACAUGGACUGGGAGAGCACCUUCUUCUUGCGCCAUCUUCCACAUUCAAACAUCUCUGAAAUUCCUGAUCUUAGUGAAGAGUACAGGAAGGCAAUGAAGGACUUUGCUCAAAAAUUGGAGAAACUUGCAGAGGAGCUGCUAGACCUUUUGUGUGAAAAUCUUGGAUUAGAAAAAGGGUACCUGAAGAAAGCCUUCUAUGGAUCAAAGGGUCCAAAUUUUGGCACAAAGGUAGCAAACUACCCUCCAUGUCCGAAGCCAGAGCUGGUGAAGGGUCUUCGUGCUCAUACAGAUGCAGGUGGGAUUAUACUUCUCUUGCAAGAUGACAAGGUCAGUGGCCUGCAGCUUCUCAAAGAUGGCCAGUGGGUGGAUGUGCCUCCAAUGCGCCACUCCAUUGUUGUUAACCUUGGUGACCAGCUUGAGGUAAUCAGCAAUGGGAAAUACAAAAGUGUGGAGCACCGUGUGAUUGCUAGAACUGAUGGUACUAGAAUGUCCAUAGCCUCAUUCUACAACCCUGCUGGUGAUGCUGUCAUCUAUCCUGCACCAGCGUUGCUGGAGACAAAAACGCAAGUGAUAGACAAAGUAUACCCAAAAUUUGUGUUUGAGGAUUACAUGAGGCUCUACGCUACACUGAAGUUCCAACCAAAGGAACCAAGAUUUGAAGCUAUGAAAGGCGUGAACACAGUUUAGUUAGUUCCAACCAAACAGCUUAAUUGGAACAAAUGAGGAAAUAGCCUGCAAUUAAGCAAGAAAUAAUGGUUGUUUAAUCAUUCAAUUUCUUUAUACAGUGGAUUGUUUAUUUGUACUUCAAAAUUGUUGAAAUAAUAUGCAACAUUUCUGUUCGUUCUA